AUGUCAAGAUCGAACAACAAACCAGAAAAUGUAGCUAGAUUCUAUUUAGAUUGUGUAAAAGGGAAUAGAGGGUGUCCAAUUCUGCUAGGAACUGAUUGUGGAACAGAAAAUGGUGUGAUGACUGGAAUGCAAGGCUACUUUCACCAGAAUGGUCAAAAUGGAUUUGCUGGAGAGAAAACACAUAAGAAUGGUUCUUCACCUGCAAACCAGGGAAUUGAGGCUUGGUGGUCUCAUUUCAGGAGAGGUAGAGUAGCUUGGUGGAUAGACUUUUUUAAGGACAUGGUAAAUGCUGGAGUAUUGGACAUAGGUAAUGUAAUGCAAGUGGAAGCAUUAUGGUUUUGUUUCGAGGCAGUCAUUCAAAAUGAAUUAGACAAUAUUAAGCAGCACUGGAAUACACAUCGUAUGAGGCCCUCAUGA
Molecule: messenger RNA, 417 nt
Organism: Porites lobata
Lineage: Eukaryota; Metazoa; Cnidaria; Anthozoa; Scleractinia; Poritidae
Source: the annotation of a GenBank genome assembly